AUGGGUGCUGGUAUGACUACACUGCCAUCCAGGAAUGGGCUCAUGGAUCUUAACUGGGAGAAUGUGUACCAUGCAGCCAAGACGUCUUCCACCAUGAAACUCCUACGGUUGUUGCAAGACCUAUCGAGCCAGCAUACCGCAGGCGCCUUAGUCAAUGCAGGGCUGGUGCCAGUGGAAGGUGCGUUCAUUGACAUCGAUCCACAAGUCUGGGUGCAGCACGUGUCAAAUGCGGUCGCCAUGAAAGAAGCUGAAGAUAAACACUGUCGCUCCGACACGUGGCAGUUUAUAUCGGAGCUGUUGCACCUUUCGUUGCGGCGCUACGCCAGCUUGCCGUUUCAAGGAGCUGUCUUGGGCAUGAGCCCAGCCGAGCGGAAGCUGUCCUUCUCCAGGCGUCUGGCCCUCUUCCGAUCUUUGCUUGCUAUUUCUGGGUUUCGCGUUAUGGCAGGGGAAGCCAGACUCCAGGAUACAUGGGACACCUGUGCGCGCAGCGUGACGCGGGAUGACACUCGCUUCCUGUGCUGGCUUCUCGUCUGCGCCGGGGCGAACACAGAGCCCGACGACAUGUCAGCAGCACCAGACGUGGUACGUACAGCCCAGCGUGUGAUCGAGUCCCAGCAAAAGAUGUGGGCACAUACUCUUUGUGGACCACGUGGUGGUGCCGUCCGGCUUCCACGGCGAAUUGCUUCCUUGGUGAUUGGAUUUCUGGGCGCACCCUGCUUGAUGCAAAGCAGAGAACCUGCGAUUCGAAGACAGCCUUGCACUCUGUUGUAG
Messenger RNA from Symbiodinium necroappetens, 771 nucleotides. The record is from the annotation of a GenBank genome assembly. NCBI's taxonomy places the organism in Eukaryota, Dinophyceae, Suessiales, Symbiodiniaceae.